AUGGAUGGAUGGAUGGACAUGGACGGAUGGACGCUCACGAGCGGCCAUGCGACGGACCGUGCAAACCAAAAGGUACAAGCUCCAGACGGGUGGAGAGCGGGCGAUAUGGCCGAUGUCAAAUCAUGCUCGUCAACUCGCUCGGGAACAGUAAAAAGAGUGUCCAACGUUGCAGUAGGUCAGACCAGAGUUUGGAUCUCUUAUUCGUGGGGUGAGCUUAAAGUCCAUCCAUUACCAAAGUUUGGUGAAACUCGGAGCACGAGAAGGAGACGGAUAGGCACAUACACUCCUCACACGUCCAGUCUAGAAUGCUUUAUCAUGGAGAAGAAGGUUUGCCGGCCCAUUACGGGCCGUUGA
Messenger RNA from Fusarium pseudograminearum CS3096, 354 nucleotides. RefSeq lists its product as uncharacterized. The record is from RefSeq and is a predicted model, not a curated record. Lineage: Eukaryota; Fungi; Ascomycota; Sordariomycetes; Hypocreales; Nectriaceae. The transcript has 4 exons. Bases 1 to 354 code for a protein of 117 amino acids.